GGUCGUCGACGUCAAACUCAUGCUGCCUGAAAAACUAAAACAAAUGCUAAAUUAGCCAAACGUUACCACUUCGGAACCAGCGCAAACGGUAUUAAAAGCGUUUUGUUUACUCUGUAUAGUUGCUCUAGUUUGUUUCAAAUUAAAAAUGUCUGGAAAGGCGAAGGAAAUCUUACAAAUGGACCUGUAUGGAUUACUCGGCAUUGGGAGCUCAGCUACAACGAAAGAGAUCAAGAAAGCCUACAGACAGAAGGCACUGACCUGUCAUCCAGACAAGAACCCAGACAACCCCAAAGCAGCGGAGCUCUUCCACCAAUUGUCCCAGGCUCUUGAAGUUCUCACUGAUGCUGCAGCCAAGGCUGCCUAUGACAAGAUUCGUGCUGCCAAGAAACAAGCUGAAGAACGAAACAAGAAAUUAGAUGAUAAAAGGAAGAAAAUUAAACUUGACUUGGAGGCCAGAGAACGGCGAGCAGAGGUUCAGAGCCAGGAAGAAGUUCAAAUCACAAGAACACUUGAAGAAGAGAUCGCCCGCUUGAGGGAGGAGGGAUCCAGACAACUUGAAGAAGAGCAGAGGCUCAUAAGGGAGCAGAUCCAGAGAGAAAGAGAAGCACAGCAACAACCAGGAAACUACAUUCAGAUAGGAGGGGAGAGAUAUUCCCAGAGCAACGCAACCCCAAAACUGAAGUUAAAAUGGAAAUGCAAGAAAGAUGACGAGCUGAAUGGAGGUUAUUCUCAAGACAUUCUGCUUAAGCUACUUCAUAAGUAUGGGGAUGUUUUAAAUGUGAUUGUAUCGAGUAAGAAGAAAGGAAGUGCUGUUGUGGAGUUUGCAUCUGUGAGAGCAGCUGAACUGGCUGUUAAGAAUGAAAGUGGGCUGAGUGGUAACCCCUUGAAGAUUACAUGGCUGGAAGGACAACCUGAGGAUGUUGCUGCAGCAUCUCAAACUGGCCAUUUUGUGUCUUCACAGAUUCACAUCAAAGUUCAUCACUACACACAGCUUUUGGGCCUGAUUAGCUGUUUGCUUGCAGCAUGACGCUACCACCACCAGAUGUUGAUCUGGGUGAUGUACAGUGCUUAUUUUCUUUCACAGAUUACACUUUGUAUGCAAGAUAGAACGUUCAGUUAUGGUCACAUCUCUUCUACAGGUUUGUUUUCCCCUAAGUAACUUGUAGUCAACUGUAAACUCAUUCUAAAAAGUUAUAUUGACAAAUUAUUUCAGCUGGGCUGUGUAACAUCUACAGCUCCUCCAGAGUUACCAGAAAUCUGUUGCUGCUUCUCUUAUUAAUGUUCUUCCUUAUAAUCUGUUACUUAAGAAAAAUAGGUGUGCUUUACUCUCUACAUUUACGCAUUUCUGAGAUUAAAUUACAUGGGUGGACUCCAUCCUACUUCUUACUGACGUUACUUAGAAGCAUCAGGAUAAAGGGGGUUGAAUACAUAAGCAAACCAUAGUUUUUAUGUUGACAUUUUUCUUUGUAUGAGGGCAUAACAUGAAAUCCUAAUGAAUGACACUGAAAUUUGGGAUUGUGAUGUAACAAGAUGUUACAAAGUAAAUGCUUUUGCUACACAAGGUGAAGCAACGAAUGUUUUUAUUGUUCGAUAACAAUGAAUUGCUUAUUGUUAAAAUGCAUGUAUUUAUUAUUUAUUGUUAAAAACAUUUCAGAUCUCCACAUUAUUUAUUCAUAAACAAAAUGCUAAUUUAAUAUACAAACAUCUUUCAUCACAGUUUUUUCCCUGCAUGACAGAAAGGUUCUCUGACCUCGUAUGGACAAAUAACUUCAACACACCUGCAGUAAACAACAUUACUAACAAAUGGUCCAAUAAAAUCUCUGGAAUGUGGUUCCACCAUACCGUCAACCCGGCAACCUGUUCAAUCGGAAACCUUAUAGAAAAGAUUUCCUCAGCUCUAAAGUUGCUUUCUCUCAUCUGUGGUAGUAAAUACAUCAUAACAUAAAGUAGAAAAGGUUAUAAGGUGAUAAAUCACUCCGACUCUUUGUGGAGACACCACAC
This is a messenger RNA of Xiphophorus maculatus (southern platyfish), 2001 nucleotides long. RefSeq names its product DnaJ heat shock protein family (Hsp40) member C17 (gene dnajc17). Lineage: Eukaryota; Metazoa; Chordata; Actinopteri; Cyprinodontiformes; Poeciliidae. Gene Ontology annotation, cellular component: spliceosomal complex. Gene Ontology annotation, molecular function: RNA binding. The transcript has 11 exons. The record is from RefSeq and is a predicted model, not a curated record. Gene Ontology annotation, biological process: spliceosomal complex disassembly. The coding region runs from base 146 to 1027 and encodes 293 amino acids.